Messenger RNA from Hyaloperonospora brassicae, 540 nucleotides. The record is from the annotation of a GenBank genome assembly. NCBI's taxonomy places the organism in Eukaryota, Oomycota, Peronosporomycetes, Peronosporales, Peronosporaceae.
AUGGCGGUCGACGCAGUGGACGCUGACAAUGCGCUUGUCGAGGGCAUAGCAUCGCUUGAACAGUAUCUAGACGAUCAGGAACGCUCUUGCAAUCAGCUCAAGAAGGGAUUCCUAUUGCUGACAAAAGCCAGGAUGCUACUUCCGCCGCACACGCUGAGUGAGAUCUCGUACCACGAAGAGAGCGAGGCGUCGAUUGUGGUGACAGUGGACUGGGACGGAAAGUGGCGACUGCAAGACGCGUCGGAGGCAAAGAGGCAGAAGGUGGACGAGAAACGCAGAGGCGCGACGCUCGUGCACCGUCGAAAAGCAGGACCGAGCAACGAGGAAGCGAAACGAGAUGGUGCAGAGAGCAGCAAAAGUACAGGGGUAGACUCGGAUACGCUACUCUGGUUUAGUUCACUUCCGCCAAGUGAUCUCCGCGAAGCGAAGAAGCAGUUUUCGAGUGGAUUGCAAGCUUUGCUGGUGGCAGCAGCUUCUGCGCAACAGGUGCAGAAAGCGGUUCGUGAUGUCGCGACGAAGAGCAACGAGCUGUAUGAAUAA